AUGGCCAUGAAUUCAACUUUUAUCCCUGCUGAGCUCCAGCACCUUCUCCCUCUUGACAAUGAAAUGUCCUUUCUGCUGGGAGUCUUGAGUCUGUUGGGUACGGGCAAUGAGGACUUUGUGUAUCCUGAGUUUUUCGAAGUGCUCUCCCAGCAAAACCCCAAUGACAUGAAGCCAUGCCGGGAUGGCAAGAAAUUGGAGGGCACUUAUCCAGGUCUCGUGCAGCGACAAGUUUUACAGCCGUGGACCAACGCAGAAACUCUCAUAGCCUACUACCCACGGUUCGAUCGGUCCGGUUUUCUGCACUGUUUGAGUCUCGAGCAGAAGACGAAGGCAUUUGCAGCGGCAGCUAGAUUGUUUCGAAAGUUCUUCCCUGAACAGCAUGGUGAGACUAGCAUGUAUCUGCAAUGGCUCACUUGCAAAAAGUAUGCAGGCCAUGUUCUCGCCUUGGCUGCGCACUGGGGCAACUUCGAUAGCGACAAUGAGACCCUACGAGUACCAGUAGACUUUGUCUACAUACUACGGCACUGUGCAGGAUACUUUCGUGAAAUCAAUCUUCGGGCCAAUGCUAUUUCCAUGGUCGACAUCGGCUUGAUAAUUAUGAGUACUCAGGACUUUUCUUCAUCACAGGAAUCCAAAUCGGAUCUUGAAUUGUUGAAUGCUGAUUUGCUGAGUAUCCAAGCUUCUGUUGCUAUCCAGCUCGGUGAUCAUGCCACAGCAGCAGUAGCCAAUUCACUGUGUCUCGAACUUCGGAAAGCCAAAGACGCAGGAAGAUACUACAAGACGUAUCUGCUAGACCAAACUUCAAUAAACUUGGCGUCAUUUGGCGCUGCAACGGGUGAAUACGAAGACGCUCUGGAUUUGUGCAAUCUGGUUAUAGCACAGGCCCGCCAGCAUGGAGCUGGAUCCCCUGAAGCUAGAGACGUGGAAAUGCAUGCAGCGACUAUGGCGGGCAAAAUUCACAUCUUACUGAAUGAGUUUGACAAAGCAGAUGACAUGCUCGUUUUUGCGAGUCUCAUCUUCAAUCCUACCUCUGAUAGUCCCGUUUUCAAGCGAGCUGUUGAGCAAGCGCGUGGGACUUUGCGUUAUGCGCAAGGAGAUUUCGUCCAGGCUAGAGACCAUUUUACCAAUUCGAUGCUUCCCCUACAGUAUGGGAAAGUGAUGCACUCGGGGCUGCCGGACCAGGAGCGCACCAUCAGCAUCUACUACAAAUUAGCCGUAAUAGACGUGCAGGAAGGAAAAGCCAGAGGCGCUGCAAUGAAAAUUCGCCUCGCCUUGAAGAUGUGCAUGGGCCCACCCUACUUUAACGUAUGGUAUGGCCUAUUCCACUUGCUCUGGGCACGAGUCCUGAGAAAGUUCCACGAGUUUGCAGCUUGUUCGGCACGCACGGAGAAGGACUUCCCGGAAGAUCAUGACAGAGAAGCAGAAAAAGUGAAGACCGAUUUGGAAUCGAUGGGAUGCCAGAGCGCUACAGAGGAGCAGUUCUUUCAGUUCAUUCCAUGGGAUCUGCGAUGA
Molecule: messenger RNA, 1512 nt
Organism: Talaromyces atroroseus
Lineage: Eukaryota; Fungi; Ascomycota; Eurotiomycetes; Eurotiales; Trichocomaceae
Exons: 4
Coding region: 1-1512 (503 amino acids)
Molecular function (GO): protein binding
Source: RefSeq, a predicted model, not a curated record